CAAACUUUAUUAAAGAUUUAUCCCAAGCGAGCAAAACAACUCGAACAGAUAAAUAUCGCCAAAACUGCAGUCUAAUUGCGUUUGCAAAAUAGCAUUACCGUUCAGAAGCAUUAGCUAGGAACUGGCCGCCGAGCAAGAACAUUCCUUGAAGCAGAGGAGCAGAAGCACAAGUCACAGCAACGAAGACGGCAAAUUGUAAACAUGUCGGAAUCUUACGAUUAUCUGUUCAAGUUUCUCAUCAUUGGCCGUGCUGAUUGUGGGAAAUCCUGCUUGCUGCAUCAGUUUAUCGACAACAAAUUUAAGGAGGACAGAUCGCACACGAUCGGUGUGGAGUUCGGUUCGCGAAUCGUCACCGUCGGUGGAAAAUCGAUCAAACUGCAGAUCUGGGAUACAGCAGGGCAGGAGCGUUUCCGGUCUGUGACGCGCUCGUACUAUCGCGGCGCAGCCGGAGCGCUACUCGUGUACGACACCACGUCCCGAGACAGCUUCAAUGUCCUCUGUAACUGGUUGAACGAUGCCCGAACGCUGGCUAGUCAGAAUAUUUGCAUUCUGCUCGUGGGCAACAAGAAGGAUCUGGAGGAAGAACGUGAGGUAACGUUCUUGGAAGGGAGCAACUUUGCGCAAGAGAACGAGCUUAUCUUCCUAGAAACCAGCGCCAAGACGGGUGAAAAUGUAGAAGAAGCAUUUCUAAAGUGCUCUAAGACGAUUCUCGCGAAGAUCGAAACAGGUGAGCUUGACCCGGAGCGGAUUGGCAGCGGCAUUCAGUAUGGGGAUGCAUCAGCCCGAAAUGGGGCCGGAACGUUGGCCAGCGGUCAGCAGUCAAGAAGCCGAUUUCGGCCAGACUGCUCCGGCGGUUGCCGAUCUUAAACGUCCUGUCCUGCAGGACAAGAGGAAUGUAAGUUUGUACCAUGAUCAACUAUGUUCUUAUAUCCAUCUUGCCUUUUUUGAUGCAUAGUAUUGGAAUGAGUGUUUGUAAGGGGCAAUAGUUGCACACUAUCCAUUCGAGGAUAGGCAUCUGUGCAAACUGUGCAAACAAAUCAGCAUACAAGCUCUGAGCAGGAGGAUGACUGUCCUUUAAGUAAGAUUGAAUCUCGAAAUUGUGCUAAACCAAAAGAAGAAUCGGAGAUAAAAUGAGGGUAGCACAGACGAUCUAUGAUCGUUCACAUGGGACAGGGUUCAGUAUUGGAAUAUAAAUGUACUAAAAUUGCAGGAUUCUUUCGGAUAUAGCUCGUCCGAAAUCAAAUUCAUUCUGCACUUUUCGAUCGCAUUUGAGUCAAUCUGUGUUACAUUUGAUCUUAUCGUUGAUUUUUCCAGUCUCACAUGACAUUGAUAAACAAUUAUAGAUGGGUUCCAUUGGAUUACGCGCUGCCUUGUUUUUGUUAAUCAUAAAAAGUACUAUUGUUUGAUGUGUUAAGCUUGUUUCCAUCUUGUAUCAUUUUUGUUUUAAAUAUUAGUUUCAUUUCUCAAAGGUUCUUUACAACAAAAUGAUUUAAAGUAUUUGAUGUAGAUCUGAAAAAAAAGAUAUUGGAAUGAAGAGUAGGAGUUCGUUGAAAGAGUUUUUUCUAUCUUUGGUUUCUUGCAUUAUACGUUCAUCAUUCUUAAUAUGACCUGCAGAUGAUAAUGAUCGGUUUAUAUUAGACUUAGAAUUUACUGACGGAGCCUUCGGUUGAGCACCGGUUGAAAUAUUUAGGGAAUGUGAUGGUAGAUCGCCGAGGAAUGUAAAAUUGGGAGGGGCAAAAUGCAGAGACAACUAAACAACUUAAACUACUUAGAUGUAAUUGUAAAAAAAAAUAUAAAAUCGAAUUACAAAUUGAUACUUUAUUGUGCAUUAGACAUCUUUAUACCUGAAUAGGCUGCAGAAAAGAAUUCAAAUA
Messenger RNA from Anopheles nili, 1874 nucleotides. It is a transcript of the gene Rab4, whose product is annotated as ras-related protein Rab-4B. Gene Ontology annotation, molecular function: GTP binding; GTPase activity. The record is from RefSeq and is a predicted model, not a curated record. Gene Ontology annotation, biological process: regulation of endocytosis. Gene Ontology annotation, cellular component: endosome. The coding region runs from base 202 to 867 and encodes 221 amino acids. NCBI's taxonomy places the organism in Eukaryota, Metazoa, Arthropoda, Insecta, Diptera, Culicidae. The transcript has 3 exons.